Messenger RNA from Aureobasidium subglaciale EXF-2481, 2283 nucleotides. RefSeq lists its product as uncharacterized. NCBI's taxonomy places the organism in Eukaryota, Fungi, Ascomycota, Dothideomycetes, Dothideales, Saccotheciaceae. Bases 1 to 2283 code for a protein of 760 amino acids. The record is from RefSeq and is a predicted model, not a curated record. The transcript has a single exon.
AUGCCCAAGCGUAGUUCUAAAGCUCCAGGGCUCAGCGCAGACUUCAAUGUCGCGUAUAGUUCCAGACAGGCAGACGACAUGACCGAUGUCAACUCGGCAUCUCGCGACGUUCUCGAGGAGAUCAAGAUCAGUCUCAGUCAAAACCAAAUGGAUGUCUCCUCCAUCCACGCUCAGAAUUUCGAUUGGCUCGCACCUGUCGAAGCAGUCUACCAAAACGCACAGUCUCUGGCCGCCUAUCAAUCAAAGACCUUGAGAGACAACGGAGUCAGUCGUGUCCUCCGUCGCUUCAGAGAGCACCCCAUUACGGUAACGAAUGAGGAGUUGAGUACAAUUCUCAACCUGGAGAUUUCUACCGAACAAUCGCCAAGUAUGCCACCGGGUGAUCACUACUACAUGCGAUCUUGGGUUUUUACAGCAGAUAAGUUGCUUGCAGUUAUUGCUUACAUGAAGGACGACAUGAGCUUCUCAGAGGAAACAAGAAAUUGGAAGCUCACAGUUGACCAGCACAGGCAGGACAUUACGUUAUUCACCAUCAGGUAUGUCGGUACUGUUGCCGGGCCCCUUCGCCCAUUCGACAGAUAUCAGGACGAUUUCUCAAAGCGUCCAACCGGGCUUCUCGCCGAGUUCUCCAGAGCAAUCAAGGCCAUUUCGCCCGAGAUCGAGAUAGCAGCGGAGAUAUUCCUCAUCAGAGACGCGUCGGUCACGAACAAGGAACGUCAAAUCUCCGAGGACAUCGAGCGCGUGCUCAUUGAUUUUAUGGGCUUUGAUACGCUACUCAACAGGCAGCGCGGUGGAUCGCUCGUUUCUUACGUCCCAAACAUUGAGGACGGCGAGGCCUUCGCUAGUCUCGCAACAGAUGUCGGAAACGCCUUCCGGCUUCGUUCUGUUCCCCCACCCAGCGGCCUCGAGAGCGAAAUUAGUCAGCAUUUUCAAAGGCUUCAAAAGUUCGUCAAGGAAAACCCUGAGGUCUGCGGGAAGCGUGCAAUCUCUACCCAGCUUCGAGAGGUGCUACAAGAGCAAGCUACUCCACAACAGUACAAGGGCGUCACGCUUGUCACCUUCGUUGGUAAAGACAUUCCGAUCGAGAAGUUUCUGAAGCCGGCGCAUUUCCUCGACGAAGAUUCUCAGUCAGGAGACUUCAUGCGUCAAAUAUUCCAGCGUAUCGCACUCAGCGAAGCCCUAUACCAGGGAAGACCCCCUCCAUCGGAUGACUCCAUGAUCUACCGGGAUCUUUACUGUUGCUGCGACCUUUGGCCAUGGCUCAAACACAACGAGCUGGAAUUCGCGGUGAGAUAUCUCACGAAUUAUCUGCAGUUGGUGAAGCCACUCAUUGCUCCUGUCUUCGGUCUUGUUACCAAUGAUCUGGUCAUGAACAACUUCGACACUACUGCGGAUGCCAAGCUGACUGCUAUCACUCCUGCUGUCGCUCUACCAACCAUCCAGUACUAUGACUGUCCGGCAGCUGGAAAACGGCACGAUGCAAACAGUGCUUUCAUCUUGAUUCCGUGCUUGGAUCCCGGCAGGGAAAAGUAUGGCAGCGAAGUUCAAUUGCCUUUUCGGAGACUGGUAGACAUCUCAAUGAAGUAUGUCGUCCACGUGCUCCAGGUCGCAAUGAGAACUUGCGACGCCUUCGAAGAACUUCCCAACAGAUUGGUUCUCUGCCAAGCGAUCCUGACCAACUUGAAGACCUCAAACGAACAGGCAUUCGAAGACAUACUACAGCAAGCCAAGAAAGACCUCCAACGUUCCUUCCAGCAAUUCAGGUCAAAGUCCGAGUCGGACAACGUUCGUUCAACUUUGAAUGGUGAGGCCAGAGAGAUACUCGCUAGCUUCGGCCUCGCACAAGGAGCCCCAGGAUCAGACGAAAGAAUGCUUCAACUUGAGCACAUGUGGACGCAUAAUUUAUCACCACUGCAUCUGACUAUACCACACCUCGAGCGCAACAAGAAGAUCUGGAUUGAACAAUUUGUACAACUCAGGCCUCUUCAACCUCUGCUCUUUGCUGUCACGGCCGAUCUUAGCAAGGAUGAAUACGAGAUCGCGAUCUUCAGAAUUUUGAGACCAGAGUGGCUCACAUAUGGCUCUUGGAUCAAUUUACAGAAGCACACGUUACACUUUGGCUUGUGGGUCCACAGGAGAGUCGUCAACGAUAUUGAGCAGAUCGAAGGCAAAGAGGCUAGAACGAAAGCCUUCUCGAAUUGGUUUCCAGACGACUUUCCUGUGGCGUACGACGUCCAGUCCAGGAACCUCGGAUAUCGAAACAGCCACGCAUUUGUUCGCUAG